AUGUCAUCUUAUGCUGAUGCUGUUAAUAAAGUUAACAUAGCCACGACGACAGUUGUACUUUCAUUGGCCGUAGUCAACCUUGUAACAGGUGCGAUCGGUCUUGUACUAAAUGCUCUUGUGUUUACUCGACCAGCACUUCGAGGACAACCGUGUUCACUCUAUUUUCUCUCAUCAACCUAUGCUAAUAUGUUUGUUGUAUUCGUCAUCAUACCAGUACGGAUUGUGUCUGGUGCUUUUAAAUUUGAUCCGGCGAAUUUGCAUUUUACUAUAUGUAUGCUAUUAUUUUUUGUCGUUUGUCUACUAUGGAAAGCUCGUACAUGUUUAUCAGCAAAUAAAUUUGAUUUAAAUUCUUGGUUAAAACAAGUUAAUUUAUUUGAAGGAAAAGAGACCGAACGUAAUAGUGGAGGUUUAUCAACAUAUCUUGAAUUACCAACUGUGGAACCACAUGAUAAUCAAGUAGCAACAGUUUCAUGGAUUAUUGAUGCAUGUUGA
This is a messenger RNA of Rotaria sp. Silwood2, 492 nucleotides long. NCBI's taxonomy places the organism in Eukaryota, Metazoa, Rotifera, Eurotatoria, Philodinida, Philodinidae. The record is from the annotation of a GenBank genome assembly.